Messenger RNA from Podarcis lilfordi (Lilford's wall lizard), 2222 nucleotides. The record is from the annotation of a GenBank genome assembly. NCBI's taxonomy places the organism in Eukaryota, Metazoa, Chordata, Lepidosauria, Squamata, Lacertidae.
CAGACAGACGAUGCAGCACAGACCGACGGACAGCAACAGACACAAUCUUCUGAAAACACAGAAAACAAAUCACAGCCGAAACGGCUGCAUGUCUCAAAUAUACCCUUCAGAUUCCGGGAUCCAGAUCUCAGACAAAUGUUUGGGGUAAGUACUUUGUAUUAUUACACAGUUUGCAUUUUUAAAAAUCUAGCAUUUUAAAGUUGUGAACCGCCCUGAGAUCUAUGGAUGAAGGGUGGUAAACAAAUUUAAUAAAGAAAUUAAAUAAAUAAAAAAAAUACUAGUUUACAUUUGCAUUUUUUAAAAAAGAAGAAGGUCCUCUUCAGAUUGUAACCUCACACUUACUACCGUAAGUUUUGAAUGUGCAUCAUCAGUCCUAUAAACAGGGCUCAAGCCAGAUGCAACUUCAGGAACAUCUCAGUAGUUGCAGCUUUUUUCUAUGUUCUCAGUGGGUCAAGGGGGUCUAGGUCCCACUCCAUGGGGCAGGGUCUGUGUCAAGCACUUAUUCUUAACCAAGAACCUGUGGGCAGAUCCAUACCAGACAUUUAUAGCACAGACCAUUCACAUUUAAAACACAUGACUCCCCCAGGAAUCCUGGGAACUGUAGGUUGUUAAGGAUGUGGGCAUAUAUUAGGGGAGUCAUAUGUUUUAAAUGUGCAUUGGCUGUGCUUUAAAAGUCUGGUGUGGAUCUGCCUGCAGGUUCUUGGCUAAGAAUAAGCUGCUGGGAUUCAUUGAGCGAAGUCAUGUGCUUUAAAUGCACAUUGAGUGUGCUUUAAACUCAUGGUGUGGAUCUGUCCUCAGACAGUUGAAGCAGCUUCCACUGUUGGUUUCAUGGAACCAUCGAGACCAUCUCAGAAGAAAACAGCAACAAAGGUCGAGUACACAACAUACACCAAAAGCAAAUUUAACACACACAUACACCAAAGAAUCCUGGGAACUUCAAUUUAUCCCCCACAGAGCUGCAACUCCAAGCGCCCUUAAGAAACUACAGUUCCCAGGAUUCAUGGAGGAGGGGGAAUGCAUUUUCAAUAUCUGGUGUGUACACAGCCAAAAAGUCAAGUACCACAUCAAAGACUAGCAGAUCUGUUUGUGUUUAAGGGGCAAUAUGACAGACGAAGGCUGCAGUCCGAAUCCCCACUUGCCUAGGAGAAUCCCCAUUGAAUUCAACAGGACUUAAUUUUGAAUAGUUGAUGCAGGGCUGCCUUUAGCAUAUGCUGCGCCGGGGUGCCCAGCGUCACCAAUUUUUUUUUUGGGGGGGGAGGCCAAAGUUGUUGAGCCUUUUUUAAGGGGGAGCCCAGGAGCUCCGAGUUCCUUAGCUUUUUUGGGGGGGCACACAACUCUCUCCCAUGCCGUUGCAAGAGGAGAGCAAUCCUUCCCCCGGGAGGGAAGCUACAUUCCUCAUGUGAGCAGUGUGCACUCUGCACACUCUCGACGGCCCACCAAUCCCAAGCGUGCAGGAGGGUGGAGCCAUCCGGCUGCCUCAGCAUCCGCAGCAGAAAAGCCUGCAGCGCUCUGAUGGGCUCCACUGCUCGGCAGCGGCUGUCGGCUGGCCUGGCUCUUUAAUCCCCGGACUCCAAAUCUCGGCCCUAGACUCUUAGCCUGGAACCUCUGAGAGCGCAGCGUCCGGGUGCCCUGCACCCCUAGUGCCUAUGGAUAAGCCGGCCCUAAGUUGAUGAGAGUCAAAUGGCAAAAAUUGGUCAUAUAAAAAAGGGGGUAAAAAGGAACCGAUGCAGAAAUGUGCUAAACUGAAUUUAAGAUUAGAAAGAUGAGAAACCUUGAGAAAAGGUUUCUUGCAGUAAUCAUAACAGGGAACCCCACUUAGGUGUUCCUCCUGCACAUGAGAUGCUCCCCUGCAUGGAACAAGGGUCACACCAUCAACCUGAAUGGAAUCUUCAUCUCCACAUACACCAAGUGGUGCAUAGGAGCAUACUUACUUGAAGUGCAUAGAGUAGACUGCAAACAGGGAUGUUUGUAUGUGCAGAGAUGAAUCCGCUGGUAACUGUUUUUAUUAGCUGCACUUCAGAAUGCAGUUAUUUUCCUACACUAUAGAAUCCUUAAAGUGUUGAAAAAUCUUUUUUUGCGUUUAUAUGUUUCUAUUGCAUUGGUGUGUGUGGGGGGGGUAUGUUUAAAAAUGCUUAUGUGAUUUCUUCUUCUUUUUUGUUUCCUUGCAGCAAUUUGGUAAAAUCUUAGAUGUUGAAAUUAUUUUUAAUGAGCGAGGCUCAAAG